Triplophysa rosa is the source of this 1540-nucleotide messenger RNA. RefSeq lists its product as uncharacterized. The record is from RefSeq and is a predicted model, not a curated record. NCBI's taxonomy places the organism in Eukaryota, Metazoa, Chordata, Actinopteri, Cypriniformes, Nemacheilidae. The transcript is spliced from 6 exons. Bases 319 to 984 code for a protein of 221 amino acids.
UUAUUAAACAAUAUGUGGUUGAUCGUUAUUUAAUGAAUAGGCUCUAUCACGUUGGUUAAUCCGUUAUUAUUGUUCUGUGUCUGCUGUUAAUGUGGUAGAAUUGAGUAGCUAAUAAAUAAGGCUUUCUGUAUUAAUGCGCUAUUUUUUACGUUAUUCCCGAACAGAUAUACAGUAUAUCUUGCAGUCUCUAUGAUGAAGUUUAUGUACAAUAAAGACAAUUUUGACAAAUAACAUGUAUUUACAGUUUGUAUGUUGUGCUCUGUGGUGCGGCAGGUUUUGAGUCCAAAGUUGUAGCGGAGCGCCACCACCAGACGCCGCAUGGCGCAGCUGAUGGUCAUCAUGGCUGGGACAGUGCUGCUGGCAUACUACUUUGAAUGCACAGACACGUUUGGGAUCCACAUUCAGGGUUUCUUCUGUCAUGACGCUGACCUGAUGAAGCCCUACCCUGGGGUAGAAGAGAGCAGCUUCAUCCCACCUCUCAUUCUCUACUGCAUUGUGACGGCUGCACCCACAACUGUUAUUUUUAUUGGGGAGAUCUCAAUGUACGUCAUGAAGUCCACUAGAGAAGCCCUCAUUGCCCAGGAGAAAACCAUUGUGACAGGGGAGUGUUGUUAUCUGAACCCUCUCAUUCGAAGAAUCAUUAGGUUUAUUGAUGUACAUCACGAGCACCAUCAAGACGAAAAGCAGUCGCCUGGCCAAGCCUGUGCUCUGUCUGGCGAUCCUGUGUGCUGCAUUCCUUACUGGCCUGAACAGGGUGUCAGAAUAUCGCAACCACUGCUCAGAUGUGGUUGCUGGUUUCAUAUUAGGAAGCUCUGUAGCUCUUUUUCUGGGAAUCUGCGUAGUGAACAAUUUCAAAGGGAACCAUUCUACUCCUGCCAAGCAGAAGCAGGAGGAUUAUCGUGGACUGCCAUUGAUCACAUUCCCACGCGUGGAAAACCCCCUCGAGACCCUCAGUGCACAGAACCAUUCGGCAUCCAUGACUGAGGUCACAUGACUAAGGGGGCAGCACCGCGUCACUUUCGCUUCACCUCAACACUUCUAGGCACAAAAAGGUUUUUGUACUGUGGCUUACUGUAAAAAAAAGAAAAAAGACAGUAUUAUGUUAUAACUAGUUGUACCUAGAAACUGCUGUUUUGUACAUUUUGUAUAAGAGAGUGAUGUAGCUUUCCCUCAUACACUGCUCAGUUCACGUUCAAAUGUAUGCCUUCUCUUUCACGUUUUACAUCACAAAGUAAAUAUAUACAGUCUAUAUAUAAUGUAAUUGAGAUAUUGAUGUUGUUAUGUGGUAUUUGUACAAAGAAUGAUUUUAUUUAGAUUUUUUUCUGUACAUUUUUGGACAAAGAUCAUUUUGUAUUCUUUUUGUUAUCUGUAUAAAGAAUUGCCUGCUGAUUUUACAGGAAUGUUUUUGGUAUAUAUAUACUUUUUGGUGUAAGGUUAAAAAAUGUCAAAUUGUUACACGUCGUUGUAUCUGAUUCUUCUCGGGCAUCUUUGAAUGGACAUGUACUUGGCAUGAAAUACACAAAACUGUUUGAAUAACCUG